AUGUCCAACACAUGCCCCUACUGUAUCGCCCCAAUCUUCACGCAGUCCAAAUCGGUCCACCAGCCUUUGGCCCUAUGCGGCCCUACUGGUCAGGCGGAGCGCGCCGGCGGCUACCCCCAGGUUCAGCGUCCCUCGCUGUUGGCUUACGCCGAGUACAAGGACCGGGUUAGAAGCAGCUGCUCGAAAGUGGCGCAGGCCCAUGGUGAGAGGACAUUGAAAUUGGCAAGCCGUCCAUCUUCCGCCGGUCGCCUGGCUACUCUUCCGGGCCAGACGCUGCCAGUCCAUGGUGUCAAGGCCAUCGUCCCAACUUCCAAGGUGGAAAUUCCACUACCUCGUCUCUGA
This is a messenger RNA of Durusdinium trenchii, 342 nucleotides long. Lineage: Eukaryota; Dinophyceae; Suessiales; Symbiodiniaceae. The record is from the annotation of a GenBank genome assembly.